Messenger RNA from Chanos chanos (milkfish), 1426 nucleotides. RefSeq names its product ribonuclease like 3 (gene rnasel3). Gene Ontology annotation, molecular function: nucleic acid binding; RNA nuclease activity. The transcript is spliced from 2 exons. The coding region runs from base 170 to 622 and encodes 150 amino acids. The record is from RefSeq and is a predicted model, not a curated record. Gene Ontology annotation, biological process: angiogenesis; defense response to Gram-negative bacterium; defense response to Gram-positive bacterium. Lineage: Eukaryota; Metazoa; Chordata; Actinopteri; Gonorynchiformes; Chanidae.
CUGAGACAGAAACAUUAGCUCUGCAUGCUCGUAAGGCAUUGCUUUGUACUGUUGGACUGUCAUAUUUGGUUAAACUUUGCACGGUGCUUGUGCUGUUACUAGCAAGACAAAUACAUUUUCAGAUUUCCAGGUGUGACAGUGAGCGGCUGUUGUUCCAAAGGCCACUGACAUGGAUAUUUUUCGCUGUGCCUUGAUCCUGACAGUGAUCUUGUGUGCCGCUCUGCCCUGUGAUGCUCAACCAGCAAAUGUACAGCCACGCUACAGGAAGUUUCUCAGUCAACACGUGAAUGAACAUAUGAAUCAACACAUCUGUACCCAAGUGAUUCACGAAAGGGAAAUAACAGAGACUAAUUCCAAUAGAUGUAAAGAGGUAAAUAGUUUCAUAGUGGCCGAUAAAAAGCACAUCAGAGACGUGUGCGUGCGUGCUGGAAGCCCUCUUGGUAGAGACCUGUAUGAAAGCACACAACCCUUUCAAGUGGUGAAAUGUACUCUGAAAAGUGGAGUAACACGUCCCCAUUGUCAAUAUAAGGGUAGUAAGCAAAUGCGUCGAAUCACUCUGGGCUGUGAUCAAGGAUGGCCCACUCAUUAUGAUGAGGAUACAGUAGUUAUUACACAUGGGUAACUUUAUAUUUUCAAAUUGCUGUUGUUAUAGUCAGUCUACUUUGAACCAAUAUGAAGGGUCUAAUGCAGUUUAUUAAUUAACAAUGUGUUUCCUUCUUUCUUUCUUUUUUUUAUGUAAUUGCUUUUCUCAUAUUGUUAAAUAUACAUUUAAGAUGCUAAACCUGAACUUACACUGGCCUGGAGAAAUACAUCUGUGGGUAAUAAUCUUAAAAUUGGACAUUUGUGUCCAUGUAAAACAAAUAAACAAGUGAAAAUAAACCCUGCCAAAUUCCAGUUCUAUGACUUCUCAACUGGAGACAUCAUGAUGUUGACAAGUGUGUUACAGAUUAAAUAUGUCCUCUCUACAUUAUUUCUUAGUUUUCAUUUUUGUUUUCUCAAGACAUUGGGGAUGCCAUUUAGUUUUAUAAUUGUACACAGUAAGGUUGUGAGAGAAAGGAAAAGUUUCAACUGGUAUAGCCACACUGAUAAAGUGGGAAGACGGUUCUGACAGUGUUUUGAGUAGUACAGCACAGAUUUAGUAACAGAACAAGUUUAUUAGUUUGUGGUAUUUCGCGUCCAAUGUUAAAAUAAAACAUUAGGUCCACAACUGUUACUUUGACUUGAGAGAGUGGUAUUACCUGUAAUUAAUGUCAUUGUAGUAUACACACAAUGCAAUUUACAGUCAGAUAUUUGUUUGAAUGUUUGAAAUGGAAUGACUGAUGAAUGUGUAUAACAUGAAUAAGAUUAAUAUGUAUAAUCGUUCUUACACAUGCAAGAACUAAGAGUUCUGUCAUGCUGUUACAUUAAAUCCUUCUCAUUUGUCCCA